AUGUCCGAAGACCCAAACGAUACUUUCUUCCCUACAGAGAGGGAGGAAGCCACAGAAUGGCUCAACUCCCUCCUCAACAAGAACCUCCGCGUAUCCGUUACCGACGGCCGCAUGUUCUGGGGCCAGUUCAAGUGUGUUGAUGCGGAAAGCAACAUCAUCCUCCACUCAACCUACGAAUACCGCUUCCCCACCUCUUCCCAGCUCGCAGCAGCCGCAGCAGCCGUUACCUCUUCCCUUGCCCCUUCGUCCUCUUCCCUUACCCCUUCGUCCUCUUCCCUUGCCCCUUCGUCCUCUUUUCUUGCCACCUCCUCCACCAUCACCGCCUCCUCAGCCCUUUCAGCACCCUCAGACCCCUCUCUAGACCCCCCAGCACCAUCAACCUCAGCCUCAACUUCAACAGCCCAAGAAGACCUCGAAGAAGCCUACGACCGCGCCGCCGCCUCCGGCAAAAUGAAAGUCGACCUCUCCUCGCGCUAUCUAGGACUGGUAGUGAUUCCAGGGGAGUACAUCACCAAGAUUGAGCUGGAGGAAUUUGCUAGUCAGAUUCGGAAAAGGAAUAAGGGACAUGGGCAGGGAUUGGGGUUUCAUCCUGGUUGGAGAGAUGCUGCUGCUGCCAGUGGUGGGAUUUCUUAG
Molecule: messenger RNA, 633 nt
Organism: Sordaria macrospora k-hell
Lineage: Eukaryota; Fungi; Ascomycota; Sordariomycetes; Sordariales; Sordariaceae
Cellular component (GO): NatC complex
Source: RefSeq, a predicted model, not a curated record